Messenger RNA from Ornithorhynchus anatinus (platypus), 3375 nucleotides. RefSeq names its product WD repeat domain 82 (gene WDR82). The transcript is spliced from 9 exons. The record is from RefSeq and is a predicted model, not a curated record. Gene Ontology annotation, molecular function: protein binding; chromatin binding. Lineage: Eukaryota; Metazoa; Chordata; Mammalia; Monotremata; Ornithorhynchidae. Bases 256 to 1197 code for a protein of 313 amino acids. Gene Ontology annotation, cellular component: Set1C/COMPASS complex.
CCUUCCUCCCCCAGCGCCUCGCGCUCGCCUCGCUUGCCACACGCCCGGCCUCUUUCCCCUUCCAAUGGCGGACACAAUGAGCCGGGCCGGCGCCCGCUGCCCCUGAGGCCCUCGGCCCGCGGAGGAGCGUCGCCGGGCCGGAGGGCAGGGCGAGCCCGUAGCCCAGCGCCGGCCGCUCCCUUCGUGCGGCUCCUCGCCUUCCGGUCUCGCGGGGGUCGCGGCCCGCCGCGCCCCGCCGCCCUCGCCGCCCUCGCCAUGAAGCUGACGGACAACGUGCUCAGGAGUUUCCGCGUCGCCAAGGUGUUCCGGGAGAAUUCGGACAAGAUCAAUUGCUUCGAUUUCAGUCCGAACGGCGAGACGGUCAUUUCCAGCAGCGACGACGACUCUAUCGUCUUGUAUGACUGUCAGGAGGGCAAACCAAAGAGAACACUAUACAGUAAGAAAUAUGGAGUGGACCUCAUCAGAUAUACUCAUGCUGCAAACACCGUGGUGUACAGCUCAAACAAAAUCGAUGACACAAUCCGAUACCUGUCUUUGCAUGAUAAUAAAUACAUCAGAUACUUUCCUGGUCACAACAAGAGGGUAGUGGCUCUAUCCAUGUCUCCAGUAGAUGAUACAUUUAUCUCUGGAUCUCUCGACAAAACCAUCCGACUUUGGGAUCUCCGUUCUCCCAACUGCCAGGGUCUUAUGCAUCUCCAGGGAAAGCCUGUAUGCUCCUUUGAUCCAGAGGGAUUGAUUUUUGCUGCAGGAGUCAAUUCUGAAAUGGUCAAAUUAUACGAUCUUCGUUCCUUUGACAAGGGGCCAUUCGCCACUUUUAAGAUGCAGUAUGACCGAACCUGUGAGUGGACGGGCCUGAAGUUCAGCAAUGAUGGGAAACUCAUCCUUAUAUCCACCAAUGGUAGCUUCAUCCGCUUAAUUGAUGCUUUCAAAGGAGCAGUGUUACAUACCUUUGGGGGAUAUAACAAUGGCAAAGCUGUCACACUGGAAGCUUCAUUCACUCCGGACUCCCAGUUCAUUAUGAUUGGCUCAGAGGAUGGGAAGAUCCAUGUCUGGAAUGGGGAGAGUGGAAUGAAGGUGGCUGUGUUGGAUGGAAAACACACAGGGCCGAUAACCUGUCUGCAGUUUAAUCCCAAAUUUAUGACCUUUGCCAGUGCAUGUUCCAACAUGGCAUUUUGGCUGCCCACCAUUGAUGACUGACUGAUCCUGGCACUGGUUGGCAACAUCUCCGCCUUCAGCAGCAGAAACCAGUACUUGCAGGAACAGUAGAGAACUUAGUGUCGGGAUUGGAUUGGUCUCGAGCUGAAGCGCAUAGUCCUUCCCACAUGUGUCGCCGAACGUUGUUUAUUAUAGAACAUGCUGUUGGUUGGGUUUCUUUUUUUUUUUUUUUUUUAAAAAAAACAAAAACAAAAAACAAAUUUCCCUGGCUGCAUCCUUCUAAAAGACCCUCGGUGCUACAGGCCAGAAGCUCAACCCAGACUUUCCACCCACCAUGAACCGGGCUUCUGAGGUGGCUAAUGGUGCAGCAUGAAUGACCCUGUCACUGAAACCUCAAGAACGCCUUUGCUGGUUUGGAUUGUAUUGGCUGCUUUGGAAACCAUAAAAUCUUCCCUCAGCCCAUAUCUUCUUUUCUCUGUGAUUUACUUGGGAGAUCACCAAAGUUUUGUUUCAAGAUGGCAGAAUUCAGCCUUCUCACUACCAGGUCUCCACAGCGUUGCUGUGCUUUUGCUCCCUAAUCAUCCCAUUUCUUCAGUGCCAAAUAUUCAUCCAGAACAAACCAGUUUUUUUAAUUUGACUGUCAGAAAGGCAAAGGGAAACUUGCUGGGAACUGAGUGGCUUGGAAACCACAGAACAGUUUCAUCAAUUGCCCCUAAUGUCAGAGGGCGGAGGCCAGAGAGCUGAAGAGGCAGCCAGGCGUCACAAGCAAUAAAGGCAUCUUUUCAGCAAUAUGAGCGGCUCCAUUGUACUUGGGUGAUGACUCUUUGAGGAAUAAAUGGACACAACCUAAACCUGAGGCCCCAAAGUUGUCUUCUGUGCUACCGACUUUUUCUUGUAAAUACAGUGAGAUAGGAUGGGAUCCUAUUUUUCUACCUUUAGAUAAUCGAUUACAAUUAGUGUGGGCCAGUAUUGUGAACUGAGUCUGAAUUGUUUACACAGAUGCCGCUUUCUUCUCCUCCUCCUCCUGUAAAAAGUUCACAUUUAAUCCAUCCUGUCCUCUAAGUGUACUACCCCCCAGUUGAUUUUAAGCUUGUAAUAUAUUUUUGAGUUGAGGGUAGUAGCUUGCCUUUUUAUACAAAACAUUUUUAUUUCUGCUUGGUUGGCCGACACCAUAAGCAUGCCUUCCUUUUUAACAUGAUGUAUUUGCUUUUUCAAAAUCCUGUGUUAAACUGAUGUUUAUAAUCCAUUAGACUUGCCUGGGUCUUAACCUUCCUACCGUGACAUUCAGACAGAUGCAUAGCAGCCAAAUUUGCACUCCCCUCCUGCUUCCCACCCCCAAUCAGCAGCAGGGAGGAAGCAAGGUUCAUCUGGUCAGAGACAACCCCUCUCCUGUGCAGCCUCCAAAGGGACAAAACCACUUGUCCUUUGGUCAGCUAGAGCGACCCUAGACUCGAGAAUCCCUCUUAUGGAGUCACACUGGCCACCUGAAAGGUGAAUCUUUGGAAAGGGUUGAGUGGGAUGUGGGAUACCCUAAAUGAAACCUCCCUCUCCCUGGGCCCCUAGUGCAAUUGCAUUGGCAUACUUCUGUAAUAGUAGUGAUAGUAAUAUUUAUUAAGCGCUUACUGUGUGCAGAGCACGGUACUAAGCACUGGGAAGUAAUUGGGGGUGGGGGGGGGCGGGGGGCGGGCAAUUAGACGCGUCUGCUCCUGUAUUCAAGUUAUUUUUUUAAAGAAGGCAACAGCUGCUGAAGUGGGGGGACAGGGCUCUUUUAGAGGAGGUGAGAGAGCCAACGGUGUCAUUACUUAGGGGUGCUGGCACAAGUGUUAAAAGAGGUCUUCCACCCCUUCCCCCCACCUUGUAAUUUUUCCCCUUUGCGGGGAGUCUGAGCAAUAGCAAAGAAUGAUGUGUUGAUUAAAGCCAUUUACCAGGGAGAGCAAACUUCUCCUAAGGAGAACAGAGGCCACCUGCUACUGCCACAAGCCUGGUCUGACUUGAAACAUUUCUGUAGGUAGAAGAUGGGGCCCUAGGGGAGCAACUUUUUGGCAUUCCCUAAACCUACCCUUCUGGACCUUCAUUAUUUCUCUGCUUUAUUAUUGGGCUCUGUCUAUUCUCCUAUGAUCUGAUGAAAAACGACUGCAUGAUAGCAUCUGAGAAACAGUACGCUUUUAAGGCUUUCGAUUCCAAAAACCAGAUUUUAUAUAAUAAACUGUAUACAAUUAA